AUGUUCCAACUUUGGACGAGUCUGUGGAGGGUACCCAUCGAAAGAGGAAACACCUCCACCCAAAGAUCCAAGUCCACCGCACCGUCGCCGUCACCGGAACCGUCAUAUACUGCUGUCUUCGCACCUCCACCUGCUAUCAGCUCGUUUCCCCCGCCUGUGCCAGUAGGCGUGUCGUUCCAAGAUGAAAGAGAGUAUCAGUACUUCUGUCACUUCCGCGAUAUCACAGUAGUAGAGCUUGCAAACGGGUUUGAGCCAACGUUAUGGAGCCCAUAUGUCUUGAGGGCAUGCGAUAAUCCUUCAAUCCGUCAACUCGUGGUUGCAACUGCAGCCUUGAGUAUAGCUGUGAAGACUCCUCCAUUAAGAUUGUGGAACCCAUCAAACGAUCACCACCAUCAGUACGCUCUGCAGAAGUACGGGCAAGCUUUGAAAGGGAUCAGAGAAAUGGUUGGAGGGGGACAGGACUCGACCAGAAUAGCAUUGAUCAGCGCCCUGCUCAUAUUUUGCUUCGAAAGUCUACACGGCGAUCUCGGUCGAGCAGUUACACACGUUCAGAGCGCAGUUGAGAUGAUAAUCAAACGACUCUCGAACCUGCCACAGCCUCACUACUUUUCUCGG
Molecule: messenger RNA, 615 nt
Organism: Mollisia scopiformis
Lineage: Eukaryota; Fungi; Ascomycota; Leotiomycetes; Helotiales; Mollisiaceae
Exons: 2
Source: RefSeq, a predicted model, not a curated record